Limulus polyphemus (Atlantic horseshoe crab) is the source of this 3054-nucleotide messenger RNA. RefSeq lists its product as uncharacterized. The transcript has 3 exons. The record is from RefSeq and is a predicted model, not a curated record. Bases 129 to 2876 code for a protein of 915 amino acids. Lineage: Eukaryota; Metazoa; Arthropoda; Merostomata; Xiphosura; Limulidae.
UUCGAACCUGCGACCCACAGCUGCAGAGUCGGAAAGGAGAACAACCGGAAUCUGGUGCACCCAAAAUUGCUAAUCGAGUUUUUUACCCUGAGGAUCGAUUUCAGUGCGUGGGAGGUAUUCACGGUACUAUGAAUACUAAAGAGAAAGUGCAUCUUUAUGUUGAGCAGCGGGGUUGUGAGGUGGACACUUCUAUACAUAAUGCACUAACAGAAAUAGCAUCUGCUGGUGUAUCACUUACUGAGCCAAAAGAGGUCAUUUUUGGGAUUGCAGGACAAAACUGGGGCCACAAAGAUGUAAUUAUAAAAAUUGUGAAUUCACAUAUUGUUUUUAAGUUAGGGCUGGUAAUAACUAAAGACCCAUUUAUUGAAAAGAAAUUUAAAUGUCCAGAUAAUACAUGUGAGUUUCAAAAAACAUCACUUUCGGAGCUUGCUGAGCAUCAUUUUAGGAAUCAUCGAAAACUAAAAGAUGAUGUUCCAUUUGAUGAUGUUGUUUACUUCUGCUGUAAUAAAAACUUCUUACACUUUGAAGUAUAUGCUUGGCACUUGUUUUAUGAACAUCAACAAACAGCAAAAGUGGACUUCAGAUUAGAAAGGAUUGUAGACGGGACCAAGAUGUUUAUCAACAGAUGGUUAUAUGAAAAUAAAAAAGUAAUAGCUUUUCAAGAUUUAGUUCUGACAGCUGUUAAUAUCAUUUGCAAUUUUGGAAAUUACUACAUUUUUAUGUGGAAUUGUCAAGACUUUGCUACCUGGUAUUUGUCCACACUCGGUCUGCCCUUAGGACUUCUUCCACCUACCCUAACCGACCACACAACGGGUACCGGAACAACAGGAAAAGUAAUUCAACAGUUGAAGUCCAGAUGGUAUAACUUGCAUAAGAGUAUGUGGAACCCUCCAAUAACAAGCCAUGAAACUGGAAUUUGUCUGUGUGUUUACUGUGAGUUUCUUCCACCAUUAUCGAUCAAUGCUUUGGUAGAGCAUUUACGUAUUGCCCAUAAUGCUACUCCCGAAACCAUGAACGAUAAACAAAAUUAUAGUGAAAGAGGAGCAGCUCAGGAGCUAGUCAGAGCAUUGAAUCCAGAAAAUCUGAAGUAUGUGGUAAAAGGCAAAUCGCUUAUGUUGGACUUUUACGGGGAUCGAAAGUAUACGGUCUACAGAUGGCAGAGUACAAAAAGUCUUGCAUCUCAUGUUUCUCUCGUCUUACAACCAUGGAGUCUUCAGAUUGAUAAUAAUCACGAAUGCAAAACAACCGACUCUAAACCUUAUUAUUAUUAUCAUACUGUGGAAAUUCAGCAGCAGUUUGGAGACUGUGAUGAUGUGGAUCAUAACCUUCUGGUGUGUCAACCACUGGAUGAGGUUGACAUUGAGAAGCUUAGAGUUGUUGGAGUUAUCUCUUCUGUAUCUAUAGAAAAUUUGCUUAAAUUACUUGUAGAAAUAUACAUUGAAUCGCUUUCUUCUGUCACUCCCACUGAUAAUUGUCUAACUUUUGCUCAACUUCUAGAAAUGAAGUUGGAGCAGCACUUCGAUCUUGAGAGAGAUGAUUCCAACAUUGAAAAGGUUACUUUUAAAGAACUGCUAUCGUGUUUUCAUUUAGGUUUUGUGCUGUCUCUGUUACAAGGAGCUAGUUUAUGUCAUUUCAUUCCAGCCAUCUUUGCAGCCACGUUUCCAUCUGCACAGCAUUGUUUGGUUUUCUAUUUUCUUAUUCAUGUGAUAUACAAAGUGGUAAUUGUCGUAUACGACUUUAAACGCUAUUUUUCCAGAAUACUUCUGACAGAAAGUCAAGUCAGUUGGAAAACUGCAUGGAGUGAGAUUAGUCGUGUACUUUUGCUGUACCGUAAGAAGUUUUUUCUUGAAAUGAUAAAGGUAUGCUUCCUUCUUUCCGAGAUAUGGGCUGUAUUGUCAAACCUAGAAAAUAUUCCAGCCCUUUUUACAAUCCAGUUUUCAUUUUUUAUGUUUGAGUCACUAUCCUCAAAAGUAGCAGAAUUUUGUGACGAACAGGGAGGCAAAUACGCCCUUUACCUUAAACUUUGUUUUGAUCAGAAUAAAUACCCAUCUCGAAUGUUGGAGUUGAUAGGAACUAUAGGUGACUGUGUUGUUUUAAUUUUGUUGUUUCUUUCUUUUUUGGGGCUGUCUAAAAUGCUUUUACUUUUAACUCUUGGGCCAAUGGCACACUGGUAUUUUUCAACGGGUAAUGGCAGAUAUAAUAAAAAAAUUAACACAUUUCUUCCAAGUCUGAUUUUAUUUGGUCACUAUUUUCCAAAAAUCAAGUCUUUUAUAUGGAAUGUGAUGUUUGUUUUAUUUACUUCUGUUGUGGUUGUAUUUUGUUUCUCAGAAAGUUAUGUACAUUUUUCUGCAUCCAACUCUAUCCAUUGUAGUUUUUUUCUUAUCUUCGCCGUGGUGAGACUGGCGUACCUUCAUACAGAGCGUAAACCUCAUUGGUAUGGUAUCGUACAAAUGGCACAAAAUCAACUAAACAUUGAAUGCUUCCCAGACUCUGAAGAAAAGAGAGUUCAUGCAGUUACAUUAAAAGAGAAUAUUCAGAAAAACUUAAAAUUUGUUUCAACUUUUAUCCAUUUAUCAGCAUUUUUGGUUAUUGUACUUGCUUUUGUAACCUUUAUAGGUAUGUUUUAUGUUUGGCAAACUCAUCACGACCUUAAUGUUGUUCUAGCAGUGACAAGUUGCAUUAUGAUUCUACAUUACAAAGUUACUUUGAAUUGCAGCACUUUGACAUUAUGUAUUCUGGAAUGUGCAUUACACUUGAAAUAUGACUGCAAGUACUAUGGAGCAAAUGAGACUAAUCCUGGAAAUAAAUCACCACCACAAAAAGACUUUUUGGAGUAUAUUGCAGAUAUGUGUGACAGAAGAAAAACAAUUGAAUGAACCUCAACUAAUUAAUUUUUUUUAUAAAAAAAGGGGAUAGUUAUCCAUUAUAUUUUCAGUAGGUUGUUUCUGUUUUGUAGUUUAAACUUUUCAACCUGUAUGUGUCUUGAAUAGAUUAUAAAAUGUUUAAGAUCAGCACUGGUUCAUGAUGCAGUGAUUUGAUCUUACUAGACCUGUA